Apodemus sylvaticus (European woodmouse) is the source of this 4985-nucleotide messenger RNA. RefSeq names its product pyroglutamyl-peptidase I (gene Pgpep1). The coding region runs from base 74 to 703 and encodes 209 amino acids. The transcript has 5 exons. Gene Ontology annotation, cellular component: cytosol. Gene Ontology annotation, molecular function: pyroglutamyl-peptidase activity. The record is from RefSeq and is a predicted model, not a curated record. NCBI's taxonomy places the organism in Eukaryota, Metazoa, Chordata, Mammalia, Rodentia, Muridae. Gene Ontology annotation, biological process: proteolysis.
CGGCCGGGCGGGGCUCGGGGGUCGGUGUCCGCUCCAGUCCCCACCGCUACGAUCCUAGAGACUGCAUCCCGUAAUGGAGCAGCCGCGGAAGGCAGUGGUGGUGACCGGAUUCGGCCCCUUUGGGGAGCACACUGUGAAUGCCAGCUGGAUCGCUGUCCAGGAGCUGGAGAAGCUGGGCCUUGGGGACAGCGUGGACCUGCAUGUGUACGAGAUCCCUGUGGAGUACCAGACUGUGCAGAGGCUCAUCCCCGCGCUGUGGGAGAAGCACAGCCCCCAGCUCGUGGUGCAUGUUGGGGUGUCAGGCAUGGCCACCACAGUGACACUGGAGAAAUGUGGUCACAACAAGGGUUACAAAGGACUGGAUAAUUGCCGGUUCUGCCCCGGCUCACAGUGCUGCGUGGAGGACGGCCCCGAGAGCAUCGACUCCGUCAUCGACAUGGACGCCGUGUGCAAAAGGGUGACCACACUGGGGCUGGACGUGUCUGUCACCAUCUCUCAGGACGCCGGCAGGUAUCUGUGUGACUUCACAUAUUACACGUCGCUCUACCAGGGCCGCGGCCGCUCAGCCUUUGUCCACGUGCCCCCGCUGGGCAAGCCCUACAACGCCGACCAGCUAGGCCGGGCGCUGCGGGCCAUCAUUGAGGAGAUGCUGGGUGUCCUGGAGCAGGCGGAGGGACACAUCAGCUGCUGCCACCAGCUCUGACAGCCGUGUACGCCUGAGUGUCGUGAGAGGGGACACAGCUGGGCCCCUGGACUGUCCUGACUCUUCUGCUCCUCCUCCUAGUGGACCACAAGGGGUGAUGGAGAGAGCUCUGUCUGGAUAGCAUCUGGGACACUGCGCUGUGCCCAGAGGCCAGGGCCAGGGUGAGAUGGUCAGAGGCUAACGGCCUGCCCCCUGCCUUGACCCUGACACAGUCUGCGUUCUCAGGUGUAUGGACAAGGAGCUGAAGCUUUCUUUGUGGCUGCGGUCUCACAAAAUAUGAUAAAGUAGAUCAGCUCUAAUCCAUGUCCCUAAACCCUGGACAGUCCCCGCCAAAGCCACUGGGACUUGGUUGCCUUUUCUCUCUUCUCUCUGUCUCUGUCUGUCUCUGCCUUUCUGUCUCCAUCUCUCUCUGUCUCUGUCCCUGUCCCGUCUGUCUUUGCUCUGCCCACCUCCCCUUCAGUGCUAGAUUAGGGAAUGGAGUCAUUUGUAUUCCCAUUGUUAAGCCUUCAGGCCUAGCCAACCGUGUCUUUUCCUUCUCCUAGGGAGGGAGGCCUCUUCUGCCCCAUGCCCUGGAAAUGCUGUCAUACUUUGGGUCUCCAGAGUGGGUUCUCUUGCUCAGAAAAGCGGGCUGCUGUGGCCACCCAGGGCCCAGCUGUGUGGCCGCUGACCCCGCCAUGACCUUUCUUGUUCUCUUUUUGAUUUUUUUAGACUAAAAAUUUAGAGACUCUAAACUUUAGGGGGUAUUUGUUGUUAUUUUUUCAGACAGGGUCCCAGGUAGCCCAGGCUGGCCAUUUGAACUUAGUCUAUAACCCAGGCUGGCCUCCUGGGAGCUCCUUCCUGGUCCUCUGACCUCAGCUUCCUAAAUGAUGUGAGGACAGGUUGUUGCCUCCACACAUGACUCUCCUGGGACCCUACAGUGUGAACCAUCAUCCAGGAUCUGUGGACUUUCUCCAUCUUGAGAUAGCCUCUGAUAUCCUGUUAGGGACCUGGGUGGAGAGGCUGUGGUGCCCAGGCAAGUCCCUGCAUGUCCCUUCAGCCACAGGGAUAUCCGGUGAACUGUGUUUGGAAGUGUGCCUGGGACUCCAGCCAGCCUUAGUCUCUGGCUGACUGUGAAUGUCCAAGCCAGGAGGAGGGGCUCUGGGAAGGGUGGGGUGUGACGCGUGACCUGGACUCCUUCCCAGACCAGGUACAGCUCCUGCCAGUGAAGCCACGUACAUUUUGGAUGCUACUUUCUCUUUUGUCGGUGUCCCCACGGGAUUGGUGGAUCUGAAUUUGAGUGACUUCUCAUCCCUGGAUCUUUUGGUUGUUUCUGGGACUGGGUCUCCUAUAGCCCAGGCUAGCCUCCAGUUCACUGUAGCUGAGGCUGACCUUGAACUCCUGAUCCUCCUACCUUGGCCAGUGCAGGGCAUGUGUGCUGGGCCCGGCUACUUCAGGCUCUAGUGUUUCUUGUUGUGAUGUGGUUUCUUCAGGUCACCUUCGUGUUGAUCCCAUGCCUGGAGUUUAUCUGUUGACACAUGGGGAUCUGAGCAGCUGGCUCUCAGGUGAGGGCACCCUGGGGUGACUUGCUGCCCCUGCAAAAGCAUCUAUGAGUAUGGACCAGCAGUUUAAAUAAUCAGGCCUCUGCCACCCCUGUCCUGUGCUAAUACCUUCUCCAGAGGGAGAGGCCUGCAGCUUCCCAGCCCGCUGUGUGUGCUGUGUGCGCUGUGUGUGCUGUGUGCGCUGUGUGCGCUGUGUGUGCUGUGUGUGCUGUGUACACUGUGUGCGCUGUGUACACUGUGUGCGCUGUGUACACUGUGUGCGCUGUGCAGUGUGGCUCUUCUGCCUAUGGGGGCUCAGGAGUAAGGGAUCCCCCGGGCCCUGGGCUUUUGAGACAUCAUGUAGACAAGGCGGGCCUUGAACUCCUGGCUCUCUGGACUCAGCCUGCCCCUGAGAUGACAGAAAUGGAUCUGAUUUUGUUUAUUUUUUGUCUUUUAAGUCAGAGUUCUACCUGAACUCUGUAGCCCAGGCUGGGCCUCCAAGUUGUGGCAGUCCUGCUUCAGAUGCCUGGCAAGUCCUCCUCAGGAGGACGGUGAGCCAUGCUCCACUCUCUGUUUUCCCAGCUCUGCUGGGAGCACCGUGGUCUUCUGCUCAGGGGCAGAGACUCUGGUCUCCUCUGGUCACCAGAAGGGGGUACAGGUCAUCGUCUAGUUGCCCCUGUUGAGCUGACAGGGGUCCUGGGACAUGGGGCUGGUAUUUAUUUAUUUAGGCAUCUCUUAAACACCUACCCCUUGCCCUGAUCCAAAACCUUUUGAUUUUUCUCCUUGUUUCUUGACAGCUGGGGCUCAGGGUCUAGAGUUGCCAAGUGUUGGCCUAGACCGGUCACAUUGACCCUUAAGCUCCAGGUUACCCCAACACUGACCUUGGAGGUGGGGUGGGCGGGGCUUCAAGGGGUAGAUGACCUGUGGGCGGGGCCUGACCUGGGCCUGGCUGGCCCUUGCCAGCAAGAAAGCCAGCCCAGUGGAGGACGAGAAGUAACAUUGACAUAAAUCCGGAGCCAGGGAUGCGCGCAGGGAUAGCGACGGUGGUGUCUGGGAUCUCAGCCAGUCCGAGAAAGUGUCUGAUUUACACUAUCAACUUAGGUGUGGGAAAGUAGCUUUCGGAUCAUCCUGCUGUCCUGACCACUCCGAUGUUUCCCGAGGCCACGGGAGGCCAGGCUGCCAGAAGCCGAAGCUGGGUCGCCAUAGUGGGCACCAAUCGUUUGAAUUUGGGUUUUUUGUUUGUUUUUUUGCAGGGAGGGGGUUGGCAUGGAGUCUUCUGUAGCUUGGGCUGGCAUCACACUAUGUAGGGUGCCCGUGAAUCCUUCCCUCCCCUCCAGGUCCCGGGGAUGGCAGGGUUACACCUCCAAGCCUGCUUUGGAGGCAGAUCCUUGAAGUUAAAUUGAUAGCUUCACCUGAAAUGGGGAAUCUCAUGUACUUCUUAAGUUGGCCUCUAAACCCUCAUAACAGUGUUGGCCAGAGGCUGGGGGGCCGAGGCUGGGGCCUGAGGCUGGGGGGGGGGCCGAGGCUGGGGGGCCCGAGGCUGGGGCCUGAGGCUGGGGGCCGAGGCUGGGGGGCCAGAAAGUCAGGCUCUCGGAGCUUUUGUGUGAGGAGCUGGAAGACAGACCAGCUGCUGUGUGCAAGGCUGCUUGUGUCUUCGCCCCCAGGCUGACCUUGCCUGGGCUAGGGAGUGCUUCCAGCCUGCCCCCUCCCUCCCUCCCACUGUCUAGACAGCUUACCCUCGACCUCUCUACCCCUUGGAGUGUCUGAACCCAGAAGUUCCCUCUGGGAACAUAAGAGACAAAGCCUUAUUCUCAGAGUCUCAGCUCUGAGAGGAGCUGUGGGGGUCCCUAUGCGUGCUGAUGGCUUCUCAAAUGCAGACCCCGGCCGGCUGCCCCCCUCCCCAGCCCACCAUCUCUCCAGAUCCACAGGCUGGAGAGAGCAAACAGAGGGAGGGGCUUUGGUAUUCUGUGUCAGGUGAAGUGACACACACACACACACACAAGUACAGUGUCUGGACUAGAGGGCAGGCCCUCCCCUACACUCCAGGUUAGAGGCCUGGCUGGGAUUUGAGAGACAGAAAACAAAACCUCAGGAAGAGAGUGAGAGGAAGGCAGGAAGGCGGCAGGGUGGCUCAGUGGGGAGUCAGCUGCCACCAAACCUAACAGCUGGGCUUUGUUCCCCAGUGAACUGCCCUCUCCCACAUGGCUGUGGUGACCAGUGUCUGUCACUCUGGGCACAGCCUUCAUGUCUGGGCCUUGUUCAGGGGACUCAGAGCUGGGUUUGGGGGUGGGUGUUUGCUUUUUGUUUGUUUGUUUGGGGUUUUUUUUUUUUUUUUGGUUUUAUUUUGUUUUUAGUGGUUUUAGUGGUUUUACUCUGUAGGCCUUGAAGCCCCUACGCCCUCCUGUCUCUGCCCUAUAAACCAAGGCUUCGCUGAUGCUGGUUGGCUCCAGGCUCUUUUCCCUCAAAGCCUGGUGUGGCCCGCUCGGGGCAGGCACGGCCACACCCUAGGCAGUGCUUCCUGGCCCCCCAGGGGGCUUGGCUGGUUUUUGGGACCCCUCAGUACCUCAGGUAUUUUAUCUUCUUAACAGGGGCCCUUCUGCCCUCUGAGACCCUUCCGGCCCAGUGCGCCUUUUCUUUGACCCCCAAGCACCCUGACCGAGUGUCUGGGACCCUGGGGAAUAGAAGGGAGAAGGACCUGCUGGGCUGCACUCUGGGAAACGCCUCUCUCGUUACCCCAAAGCCAAUAAAGUUGUUGAAACCUGUCA